This is a messenger RNA of Blepharisma stoltei, 2993 nucleotides long. The record is from the annotation of a GenBank genome assembly. NCBI's taxonomy places the organism in Eukaryota, Ciliophora, Heterotrichea, Heterotrichida, Blepharismidae.
AUGGGAAAGUGCAUAUCCGUAACACAAGCAUCAAUCAAUAACUAUGAGGUUAUUGAAAAAAUUAUUUUUUGAAGGUAUGGGAUGAUUUAUAAAGUCAGAAAUAAAAGUAUUUUUUACACAGCUGAUGACAACAUAUAUGCAAUGCAAGAAAUAAAGCUUAAAAGACUUGAAAUUUUAGGUGCAGAAAAAGAAGCCAAAAAAUUAUCCAAAUUAAGUUGCCCAUAUUUAGUAAAUAUUACAGAUACAUUUAUUCAUCGCUCUAACUCCCCUCCGUGAGCGAACAAAAAAAUCUUAUUCGCUCACAGAGGGGGGUUAUUUUUUUUUUUUAAAAAGUUUAUAUAUAAAUUUUAAAAAUUUCCAAUUUGUAAAAAUUGAGAAGCAAAUAUUAAUUUAAGUUGUAAAAUGUAUGUUUUAAAACGCAAUUUGUUUAAAAUUAAACAGAAUUGCUAUCACUUAUAUAUAUAAAAUUUUUCCCAUAAAAAAUUUCUCUAUUAAAAAAAUUUGUUUUUUACUCACGGAGGGUUUUUCUAUUGCUUUGUUCGCUCAUGGAAGGUGGGGGUAAACUUUAUUUAAUAAGAGAUUUUUCCAAUGGAAGACCGUUAAGAGAAUUAAUAAAUGUAAGAUUUCAGCCACUUGAAGAAUCUCUAAUUUGGAAUUAUUUAAUUCAAAUCUGCUUGGGGAUUGAAUACUUGCAUACAAAUGACAUUGAGCAUCAUGAUUUGAACCCAGAUGUUGUAUUUGUACAUCAUGAUGAUAGAGUAAAGCUUGCCGAUUAUGGGAUUCACAAUUGGUUUCCCCCAGCUGAAGAAGGAAAAAUUCCAAAUGUCAACGAAUUGAGCUAUUUUGCUCCAGAGCAGUAUGAAUAUCGCCAUAAAAAAACUAAUGAUAUAUGGGCUUUAGGAGUAAUUUUAUAUGAAAUGUGCGAGCUUAAAUUUCCGUUCAAGGCAGAUGAUUUAGCAGAAAUUCAUAGAGCAGUGACAGAGUAUGAUUUCAUAGCUACAGAUAAUGAAUAUUCCGAAGAUCUGCUGUGAAUCAUAAAACUGUGUCUUAUGAAAAACCACAAAAGCAGGCCAGCAUUAACAUUAACUCUAUUAUUGAGAGGCUCACAGUAUUGCUCAGACGGCUUACCUCCACCCAUAACGCUUCACCCGAUUGCUUACAACCUAUUGAUCACGAUCUUCAAGGCUCCUCUCCUACUGGGCGAAAAUAUGCACUCGCUACCCGUAGUUGAAUGAGUUGCGCCACCGUGCAGUUCGUCAAUAGAGGUUGCCCAUCCCGAAAAUUUGAAAAAAAAAUUUAUUGUAGGACUGUCGGCUAAAAUGGAAGUCAAACCUGAGAUAUAACGCCCAGUUUCAUGCUAGGGAGUUGCCCGAUGGACCAAGUGGAGUGUUUGGCUUUGCAGGACUUCCCCUUUCCAACCUUGAAGUUCCACUUCCCAGAGGUAAAAUCUCUAGCACAAGAAUGAGCUGCGGUCGACAAAAUUCGAAGUUUCACUCCACUGCGCCAAGGAAAAAUCAAUCUGGAAUACACUCCAAGCGCCAAUUUCCCUUCCAAAAGGCCCCCGGUGCCAGCAGGCAUCCGGCUAAAGGUUUGCCAUCACCAUAUUAAUGUAUAUAUCCACAAAAGCAGGCCAAAUAUUCAAGAAAUUCUUACAUUAAACAUAAUGAAAAGAAAAGCUUUAGAACUUAACAUAAAAAUUCCAAAAGACUCAAUUUUGUACCAAGAGUUAAUAGAAAAUCAAUUGAUAAGUAGCGAAAUAACUAACCCUUUUGAAAAAGAUUAUGAAGCAAUAAACGAGAUUGUCUUUAUGAAAUGGAAUUCCAAUGAAAUUGUGACUUGGAAUCUUGAAACAUUGAAAUCUACGUCAAAAUGCUUUGAUCUAAUAAGCAAUCUCAGCUUUUAUGGAUCCACUUUAAUUCCUGAAAACAAAGGAAUAUUUUUUUACGGCGGAAAGCUUAACAAUAGAGAAAUUACUGGAAAAACUUUUAUCGUAGAUAGCGACAAAAAUAUUACUUUGAUGUCGCCAGGAUCUCAGACUCAUCUAAUUGGGCUAGCUUACUUUAAAAAAUAUAUUUAUGCACUUGGGGGCGACCCAGAAGUAUCAAAUAAAUUUAAUUUAUACUCUAUCAAUUAAAUACAAUCUCACAUUAGUAAUAGCAUUUUAUAUAUGCCGGAUAAAUAUUUAUAUUCCCUAUAAUAAAGCUUACUCCCCCCCUCCAUGAGCGACCAAAACCAUUAGAAAAAACCUAUUUUUUGCCCAAAAACCCACCCUCCGCGAGCGAACAAAAAUUUUUGUGGAAAAAAAUUUGAUAUAUAAGUGAUAAUAGUAUAAUGAAUCUCGAGCUAAUUCUGUUUAAUUUUAAAAUUGAUAAAUUUUAAAAUUAAAUUAAUAUUUGCUUUCCAAUUUUUGCGAAGUGGAUUUUUUAAAUUUCGAAAAAAAAAAUUUUCUAUAAAAAUUUAAUUAUGAAUUUUUUUAAAAAAUAAAAUUACCCCCCUCCGCGAGCGAACAAGAUUUUUUUGUUCGCUCAUGGAAGGGGCAGUUAGGUAAAUCAAACUUAAUGAUUAUAGAAGAAAAUAUUUGGGAAGCUUGUCCUCCUCUACCUAAAGGUGACUUCAGAAACUCAUCACUUAUCGCAUAUAAAGACCAUAUUCUAGUAGCUGGAAAGUAUCUUGAUAAGCUUGUUUCUUUUGAUAUUAAUGAAGAUAAUUAUUUGGUAAUCUCAAAUCUGAAUUUAGAAAUUGACAAAAAUAAGGUUCUUUUUACUGAAAAUAAUAGAAUUUACAUUAUUGAAAUAAAAGGGAAAAUUUAUGAAAGCGAAAUGAACAAUUUUAUGACAUGGAAAUGCAUAGGAGAAAAUAAUAUUUUAGAUUCAGAUAUUCAGUCUUAUGUGGUUGGAUUCAGAAAUCAUUUUUAUUUUAUAUUGGUCAAUAAUGAUUUGGUUAAUUUCGAUUUAAAGAAGAAAAAGCUAAGAUGGUUUAAGCGACUAAACUAA